GAGUCGUCCUCUCUGGCUCCUCUCUAUCAUCAGCCCGGGCAGACUGUGCAGGAUGUCAGGCAGAGAAGAGGAUGAACCGGGGGCACUGAGUGGAGGUCAGGGGUCUGAAAUGAUCCACGUCUCUAUUAAAAGUCUUACGAAGAGAAGAGAUUUCACUGUCGGAGGAAACUGCACCGUCACACAGCUGAAAUGUGGACUCGCACAGCAGCUGGAGGUCCCUACAGAUCGACUGGUGCUGAUUCACUCCGGCCGUGUCCUCAGAGAUUCAGAAAUCCUGAGUCACCUGAAAGCAGCAGAUGCUUCACUCAACCUCUGCAUGGUCCAAAGGCCUCCUGGCGCUCCCAGUAUUGAUCCAGCUCCAGGCAUGGUUCAGUCAGACUCCACAGAUGACCCUGACUCUCUCCCUGAUAACUUCACACCCUCUCCCAGCUCCCCUCUUUGCUUAGGCAUGCAGUCACUGCUGCAGGAGAUUUCAGCCAGUCCAGGUCUGAUGGAGAGCCUGCUGUCCGGGCCGCAUGUCAGUAGUCUCCUGAACUGCCUCAGCCAGAACCCUGACCUGGCUGCACAUAUGCUGCUGAGCCACCCUUUGUUCGCAGGAAAUCCUCUGCUGCAGCAGCAGAUCAGACAGCAGAUCCCACUCUUCCUGCAACAGAUGCAGAGUCCAGAGCUGCUGUCGGCCAUGAUGAACCCCCGAGCCAUGGAGGCUCUGCUACAGAUCCAGCAGGCCCUUCAGACUCUGGCUGCAGAAGCUCCCGCAAUGAUGCCCAUGGAUGGACUGGGAAACCCUGGAGCUGGUGUUGAUGCUCCCGCUGCAUCAGACUGUGUCCUUGACAGCCAAUCAGGAAGUGCUCCUGCGGUUGCCACGGUGACCGAGCAGCAGCAGCAGCAGUUUGUGCAACAGAUGUUACAGGCACUGGCAAACAUGAAUGGGUGAUGGACAGAUGCACAGACACUGAUGCACACUCUGCACAUGUUGGUCCAUACUGAGGAGUUUCAGGAGGAGAUGAGCAGCUGAGCUCACUUCCAAGACAGACUGGCAAACCUUUAGACCCUCACAGCUGCUAUACAUCCACUCAGUUUCUGAAUCACACAGACACAGAUGCUGAUUUGUGCUAAUAAAUGUAUGUAAGUGAAUGCAGAUUUGCAUAAAACACAAAAGCGCCUGCACUUAGACAAAUAUAAUGGCAUUAAUAAAAGUGAUGAUUUGAUUUAACUUAUACAUUAUCAACAACUGCAUUGAGCUUAAAAAACAAAUCAAAGAUAGUUAUUUAUGUGCUGUUUUGUGUAUGGUGUAUGUAUAUAAAAAAUAAGCUAAAAAUGACCUUAAAUUGUAAGAAAAUAUGGAGGAAAUAUUUUGACAAUGAGAUGAAAUUUUACCUUUAAAAGCUUCCAUUUUUGUUGGUCUCUCUGGUGCAUACCUAAAAAUGUAGUCCAGUCAGACAACUCACAUCUAUAUUGGCUAAAUGGUUUAAAUUUGUAAUGCAGCAGCACUAGAACAUAUUUAUUUUUAGUAUCUAGGCUCCCACCUAAUCACUCCUCGAAGAUUUAUGUUAAAUGCAGAAUUUAAGUAGUGAUGAGGUAGUGUCUUAAUCUUCCAGUAGAGCCUAUAGGUGGAUUGUAGAGUGCUGGUAGGGUUGAAAGCUAGAGCGCAACAGUGAUUGAAGGCAGAACUGGCAAUAGCAUAACAGAGGGAGAGACUGGAAAUACUGAAACUUAAGUAGACUGCCAAUAGGGAGGAUGUUUGGCAGACGAUGGAUAAUGACAUAUGUCAAAUGUGAAAUCAGUACAACUAAAUUUGUCUGCUUGAAUGAUUAGCAGGUGUCACUUCAUUUCUGUAUUUAUAUAAUUUUUCCCCUUCAACGAGUUUUUAUUUGUCAGAGAACUGACAAGAGAAAUCUCUAAAAACAUUUUGUCUGAUUUUGGUAACAAGCCUUUAUCAGGGAGACUUCCUGGUAACAAAACACGCCUGACUGAUUUUUCAGGUCUGCAUGACAAAGCCAUUUUAAUGAUGCAUUGAAUUCAUCUAAAAAGAGUGUCUUGGGUAUUUUCUUGUCAAUACUUUGACUGCAGUGCCUAAAAUAACAUAUUCACCCCCUUGGCUAUUUUACCCUUUUUAUUGAUUUUAUAAAUCAAUUUUUGUCACUGUAAUUUGGCUUAUUUGACCAAAA
Cheilinus undulatus (humphead wrasse) is the source of this 2168-nucleotide messenger RNA. RefSeq names its product ubiquilin-2-like. Gene Ontology annotation, molecular function: polyubiquitin modification-dependent protein binding. Bases 53 to 934 code for a protein of 293 amino acids. The record is from RefSeq and is a predicted model, not a curated record. Gene Ontology annotation, cellular component: cytosol. Gene Ontology annotation, biological process: ubiquitin-dependent protein catabolic process. The transcript has 9 exons. Lineage: Eukaryota; Metazoa; Chordata; Actinopteri; Labriformes; Labridae.